AAGACUUCUGAUAGAAACGUUCACUGUACAAUCACUGCUCACUCUUGAACCAUACGCAAGAUUCCCGAUCUCGGAAAACCCCGAGGAAAAAUACUAUAUCUAGUUGACAAGUGAGUCUUGCAACGCCGGUUACAUCCGUGGCAGAAACAAAACACCUAUUCAAAGUAGAGACAGACAGUGUGAGGAGACAAGUUCGAAAGGCGACAUCAUGGACACAAGGGACACUGUUAACGGUGGAUGUGAAAAACCACAGCCAAUCACUGAUGAAGACGCUCAAUCUCACAAUUCCACCUUCUUUUCACAACGAAUGCUUCUGGCAUUCAUGGGCUGUUUCCAGGGAAUCAUACUUGAAGCUAAUAGGUCUAACUUGAGCGUGGCUAUCGUGUGUAUGGUUAACGCCACCGACAGCAGCAUCAACGUUACCGAGCCUACAGAACCAGUACCUGAGACUGCUGAGUUCUACUGGUCCAAGGCAGAGCAGGCCGGGCUCCUCAGCUCCUACUUCUAUGGUUACUUUGUUACACAAGUUCCUUCAGGCAUCUUGGCAAACAAAUUUGGUGGGAAGAACGUCAUGUUUGUCGGGAUGCUGAUUGGCUCGAUCAGCUCACUGCUUUUACCAAUCGGCGCCCGAUCUUCUAUCUACAUGGCCUACGCCCUCCGGGUGCUUCUCGGCGUGUCCCAGGCAGUGUAUUUCCCGGCUUCGCAGGCUAUGUGGGGAAGAUGGGCGCCGCCCUUGGAGAGAACAAAGCUCACUGCUAUCUGUUAUUCAGGGACAAUGUUUGGUGGGAUAGCAACAUUCGCCAUAUCAGGGCUGCUGUGUGUUUACGGAUUCGAUAAUGGUUGGGGGUCGAUCUUCUACAUCACAGGUGCUAUAUCGGUGUUUUGGUGCUUGUUGUGGUAUUACACGGUGGCGAGUACACCGGCUCAACAUCCCCGCAUCUCGAAAGCGGAGAUGAACUACAUCAUCAACAGUAUCGGAGAAACAGAACAGAAACAUCGAACGCCAUGGAAAGCCAUGAUGACGUCUCCAGCAUCUUGGGCGUUCAUUACUGGGCACGGAUGUUACAAUUGGAUCGCAUACACACUGACGACUAACAUCCCUAUAUAUCUUAAAGAAGUGUUGAACUUCGGCAUUACGGAGAACGGACUUCUUUCCUCAGUCGCCUUUGCCAGCCAGACUGUGUCCGGAAUGGUCACUGGUCAGCUGGCUGACUACUUGCGGUCAAGAAAAUACCUCACCACUACGGCCACGAGGAGGAUAUUCCAGAUAAUCUCGUUUAUGGGAACAGGGGCGUGUCUAAUAGGAGCGGGGUUUGUUGACGUGGCACAUCGCUAUACAGCUAUUGCCCUGAUAACAAUAGGCCUGUGGUUUUCGGGGAUGUCAUCGGCUGGGUACAUCGUCAACGCUGUCGACUUCGCUCCGAGACAUGCCGGUGUACUGUUUGGUAUUUCUAACUCUGUUGCAACAAUACCAGGGACAAUAUCACCUCUCCUUGCUGGUGCUAUCACGCCUAAUAAAACUCAGGAAGAAUGGAGGAACAUGUUCUACGUGUGUGGGGGAUUCUGCGUCCUGGGGAUGGUGGUGUUCGGCACCCUGGCUCAAGGCGAGCUGCAGCCUUGGGCUGUGAACCAGGUGGAGAUAAUUGUGGAAGAAGGACAGGAGGUCAAGGUUGCGUCAGGCAAAACUAGUGAUGGACAAAAUGGCGGCCUUGACGUGGAAACGGCUGAUAUUUCAACUCAGCUCUGACUUCGUCACAAAGUGAUGAACCAUUCUUAUCAAUGUAUAUGAACCGACUAGAAAUCAGGUUCAAAAUAUCACCCAUAAACACAACAUUACUGACCAUUCCCAUAUAACUCAAUUUCAGGUGGUACUGGUGACGCUUUACGUCACAACAAUAACCAUUUAGUGGUAAUAAGAAGUAUAUGUAAGCAGGCUGUAUAAUGUGUUUGCUUCAUUGUGUCUGUCGCAUGCGGCUCAUUUCGUUUUCUGAAACACGAGGUCACAUCAUACUUCAGAGACAUCAUGCAUGACCUUCUGUAUUCACAUAACCCAGGGAGUUGUUCUCAUGUAUGAUUUGGACAUUGAAGGUCAAGAUCUGAAGAAGGCUUUGUACGAGUGAGUGAGUGAGUGAGUUGGGUUUAACGCCGCUUUUAACAUUAUUCCAGUUAUAUCGCGGCGUGUCAGCUUAAUGUGUGAGGAAAGCCAGAAGU
Molecule: messenger RNA, 2211 nt
Organism: Haliotis rufescens (red abalone)
Lineage: Eukaryota; Metazoa; Mollusca; Gastropoda; Lepetellida; Haliotidae
Exons: 12
Coding region: 209-1747 (512 amino acids)
Biological process (GO): transmembrane transport; monoatomic anion transport
Molecular function (GO): transmembrane transporter activity
Source: RefSeq, a predicted model, not a curated record